Pipistrellus kuhlii (Kuhl's pipistrelle) is the source of this 1743-nucleotide messenger RNA. RefSeq names its product inorganic pyrophosphatase 2 (gene PPA2). The record is from RefSeq and is a predicted model, not a curated record. Gene Ontology annotation, molecular function: magnesium ion binding; inorganic diphosphate phosphatase activity. The transcript is spliced from 10 exons. Gene Ontology annotation, biological process: phosphate-containing compound metabolic process. Gene Ontology annotation, cellular component: cytoplasm. Lineage: Eukaryota; Metazoa; Chordata; Mammalia; Chiroptera; Vespertilionidae. The coding region runs from base 32 to 937 and encodes 301 amino acids.
CGGGCCGCCGACGCCACGGACCGCCGACGCCAUGCGGGCGCUGCUGCCGCUGCUGCCGCUGCUGCGUACCGGCCGGGGCGGGCGCGCGGGCGCCCUCGUCGUCCGCCUGCGGGAGGGAGCGGCCGCUGGGCCCGCGCCGCGCCGCGCCAUGGCCUCGUACCGCACGGAGGGGCGCGGCGAGCCCCCCUCGCCCGGCUACCGCCUUUUCUUCAAGAAUGAAGUUGGUCACUAUAUUUCCCCCUUUCAUGAUAUUCCUCUGAAGGUGGACUCUAAAGAGGAAAAUGGCAUUCCUACAAAGAGAGCGCGGAAUGACUUUUCCGAGGUGUACCUAAAGAAUGUGUUUCACAUGGUUGUUGAAGUACCUCGGUGGACAAAUGCUAAAAUGGAGAUUGCCACGGAGGAGCCAUUGAAUCCCAUUAAACAGGACGUAAAGGAUGGCAAGCUACGCUAUGUGGCGAACAUUUUUCCUCACAAGGGUUAUAUAUGGAAUUACGGUGCCCUCCCUCAGACUUGGGAAGAUCCCCACAGAAAGGAUAAGCUCACAGACAGCUAUGGAGAUAAUGAUCCUAUUGAUGUUUGUGAAAUUGGCUCAAAGGUUCUUCCUCAUGGAGAGGUUAUUUGUGUGAAGAUCCUUGGGAUUUUGGCUCUUAUUGAUCAGGGUGAAACAGAUUGGAAAUUAAUUGCUAUCAAUGUGAAUGAUCCAGAUGCCUCUAAGUUUCAUGAUAUUAAUGAUGUACGGAAGUACAAACCAGGUUAUUUGGAAGCUACACUUAAUUGGUUUAGAUUUUAUAAGGUGCCAGAGGGAAAACCAGAAAACCAGUUUGCUUUUAAUGGAGAAUUCAAAAACAAGGCUUUUGCUUUUGAAGUUAUUAAAUCUGCACAUGAAAGUUGGAAAGCGUUGCUUAUGAGGAAGAGUGAUGGAGGGUCUAUAAAUUGAAUGAAAAGCCUGGGCAAAGCUAUAUCCUGGAUUUGAGGAUUCUCAUGAGUUUGAGCCUUUGUCUGAUUUGAGAUGGUCUUGAAAAAAAAAUUUUCUCUUUACUAAUGCUCUAUAUUGCUGGCCGUAAAUUUCAUCUUUUAUGUGUCUAUUCAUUAUUUGCAGGUAAUUUCUUUUUCUAUUUUUAUUUAAUCAAUUAGUUUUACCCUAUUAUAUAUCUACUAAUAUGCCUUUUAUUAUUUUUUAAUGCAAUUUGGGCUUAUUGUACAUAGCAUUUUUUGUAUUGCUUGUCUGUUGCUUUAAUGUCAUGUCUGCUUAUUUUGGUAAGCGAGAUUGUAUGUGGGCUAUAUAAUGUUUAUAAGUUUACAGCAAAAUAUUUGGUAUCUUAUUAUUAAAAGGGAAGCAGCAUAUUCUUUGUAGUCAUAUUCAAUCUUAUUUGUAGUAGACACUAUCAGCUUAGUCAUCUUUCCAUUAAAUGAUUUUUCUGCUUCUCUUGUAGGCUAUGGUCAGAUUUGAGAGCUAAAAUGUUUCCUAAAUAUUGUCAGCUCCACAGGGGCUCUGGAGUGCAAUGGGAGCUUUGUAUCCUCAGCAUCCAUAGAUGGUUUAGUUUUAAUCUUAGAAACAUUGCACAUAGAAUUUACCAUACACCAUGGUUUCUUCAGAGGACUAGCACUUCAGACUGCAAUGUCUGAUUUUUUUGCCUUAUUCUUUUUAAAUUUAGUUUUAACUUCCUUUACGGAAACUUUCAUCUGACUUAUAAGGCUUUACCUUUUUCAAUUUUUAAAUAAACAUGGGAUGUAGAGAAGAAA